CGGAUUCCGACAAUUCGGCGCAGGUGCGUGCGUGCGUUUUUGUCCUCCGCACUUUGGACGGGGUGGGCGGCCCCACCAAGGUGCAGGACAGGUGCGGGCCUGCGAAUCCUCGGCGUGGAUGGACAGCCACACCACAUCAUCGGGGCAUGCAAAUCGAGAAGUUUCCCGUAAUCCAUAAUUCUGGGAUAUCGAACGAACUCGUCCACCGCCUGUCUCUCAACAACCCCCCCCGCCUUUCAACGCAGCCCUCCACUCCGCCGGCGCUCACGGAAGAAACAAACACUGCAGCUGGGGUCGAGUCUUCCUUUUUCUUCGUUUGUUUCCUGAUCCCCGUUCCGACCUACGGCUAGAUUACCACCCCCCAAAGCCGCCCCAGCCAUGCCUCCCACGAAGCUCCCGGAAUCCGGCAACCCGCUGGUCUUUUUCGACAUCACGCUUGGUGGUGAGCCUCUCGGCCGCAUCACAUUCGAGCUCUUUAAGGAUGUCGUCCCCAAGACGGCCGAGAACUUUCGCCAGUUCUGCACCGGCGAGUCCAAGGAUGCCCGGGGUCGUCCGCAGGGCUAUAAGGCCUCCAAAUUCCACCGGAUUAUUCAAGGCUUCAUGUGCCAGGGCGGCGACUUCCUGAACGGCGACGGUACCGGCUCGGUAUGCAUCUACGGCACCUCCAAAUUCGCCGAUGAGAACUUCAACUUGAAGCACGAGCAGCCUGGUCUGCUCUCCAUGGCUAAUGCCGGCCCCGAUACAAACGGCUCCCAGUUCUUCAUCACCACCGUUCCGACGCCCUUCCUGGACAACAAGCACGUCGUCUUUGGCAAGGUCGUCGACGGCAUGGAGGUUGUCAAGAUGAUGGAGGCUACUAAGACGGGCCGAACCAGGACGUUGUUAUCGCGCAGUGCGGUGAGAUCACGUUGA
This is a messenger RNA of Colletotrichum godetiae, 912 nucleotides long. RefSeq names its product cyclophilin type peptidyl-prolyl cis-trans isomerase/CLD. The coding region runs from base 379 to 912 and encodes 177 amino acids. NCBI's taxonomy places the organism in Eukaryota, Fungi, Ascomycota, Sordariomycetes, Glomerellales, Glomerellaceae. The transcript is spliced from 7 exons. Gene Ontology annotation, molecular function: peptidyl-prolyl cis-trans isomerase activity. Gene Ontology annotation, cellular component: intracellular membrane-bounded organelle. The record is from RefSeq and is a predicted model, not a curated record. Gene Ontology annotation, biological process: protein peptidyl-prolyl isomerization; protein folding.